Eucalyptus grandis is the source of this 1118-nucleotide messenger RNA. Its product is annotated as F-box protein At2g02240. NCBI's taxonomy places the organism in Eukaryota, Viridiplantae, Streptophyta, Magnoliopsida, Myrtales, Myrtaceae. The record is from RefSeq and is a predicted model, not a curated record. The coding region runs from base 63 to 929 and encodes 288 amino acids. Gene Ontology annotation, molecular function: protein binding. The transcript is spliced from 3 exons.
UCUCUUCGAAAGGCGUCGAUUUUAAGCGGUUUUAGCCGCACUUAAUUCUUGGAGCUCUUCCAAUGGCGGCGAUCGAAGAAGCAAAGGGUCCCGACUUCUCUGCGCUGCCCGAAGGGUGCAUCGCGAGAGUCGUCUCCCUCACGAGCCCCGCCGACGCGUGCAGGCUCGCAACCCUGUCGCCGGCUUUCAAGUCGGCAUGCGAUUCCGACGUGGUCUGGGCCUCGUUCUUGCCGCCGGAGCGCCCCCAGACGGUCUCCCGGAGCGUUUCGUCGCUGAAGGAGCUCUACUUCAGCCUCUGCGACGACCCGGUUCUCAUCGGCGAUGGCAAAAUGAGCUAUUCGCUGGACAGGCACAGUGGAAAGAAAUGUAUCAUGCUAUCUGCAAGGGCCCUGUCUAUAACAUGGGGUGAUACUCCGAUUUACUGGUCAUGGACUUGCUUGCCCAACUCCAGGUUUGCAGAAGUGGCUGAGCUCAUCGAUGUAUGCUGGCUCGAAAUUAGAGGCAUGAUUAGUUCUGGCAUGCUGUCGCCCGAAACCCAUUAUGCAGCAUACUUGGUAUUCAAAAUUACCCCAGCAUCUCAUGGAUUUGAAUUCCAGCCUGUUGAGGUGGAAGCUAGAUUUGCUGGUGAUGAAGCGGGCAAGCGUGAGCACUCAGUUUACUUAUCUAGAGAGAACAACACGCGCGGAUGGCAGUCCAGGCAGAGAUUCAGGCAUGCUGGCGGGUCACUGAUGCUUGCACCUGCCGAGGGGAGUGGGAACUAUCCUAAAGAGAGACAAGAUGGGUGGUCAGAGAUAGAGUUAGGUGAGUUCUUGACAAAGGAAGGACAAGAUGGGGAGGUUGAAAUGAGCGUCAUGGAGACGAAGGGGGGUAACUGGAAGGCCGGGCUGGUUGUGGAAGGGAUCGAAAUUAGGCCCAAGGAUGGGAAAUAAAAGUGCCUUUAUGCAGGGCAUGUGUAAGUUUGUAUGUACUGUCCCUUGAUUAAGAGCUUUUUCUCUCUGUUUUGCUGUUGUUCUUUCCAUGUUCCUUUGUCAAUAUUUAGUAGCUUUCCACCUAAUCAGAAAGCGAGCCUGUGAUCAAUAUCGACUUUUAUCAAUUUUUCGUAGAUUUCUACCAAUUCA